Molecule: messenger RNA, 4381 nt
Organism: Pogoniulus pusillus (Red-fronted tinkerbird)
Lineage: Eukaryota; Metazoa; Chordata; Aves; Piciformes; Lybiidae
Gene: CPE
Product: carboxypeptidase E
Exons: 9
Coding region: 160-1563 (467 amino acids)
Biological process (GO): protein processing; peptide metabolic process
Molecular function (GO): zinc ion binding; metallocarboxypeptidase activity
Source: RefSeq, a predicted model, not a curated record
UCUCGCUCCUCCCGCCACGGACACGGGCGGAGCGGCCGCGCCUCGCCUCGCCUCCCCUCCCCACCGCCUCCGCCCGCCCCCCGCUCCUUUCCUCUCUCCCUCCCUUCUGCAGGAGCCGGCGGCAUCUGCGCGGCCGCAGGCGGCGGGUAGCCGGGCGGGAUGGCGGUGCGGAUGCGGAUGCUGCUGGCUCUCUGCGGGGUGCUCGCUGCCUGCCGGGCGGCGGAGCUAGGGGCAGGGGGUGCCAGCCGGCGGCGAAGGCUGAGCUCCGAAGAGGGCAUCUCCUUCGAGUAUCACCGCUACGCCGAGCUGCGGGAGGCGCUGGUGGCCGUGUGGUUGCAGUGCCCGGCCAUCAGCAGGAUCUACACGGUGGGGCGCAGCGCCGAAGGCCGGGAGCUCCUGGUCAUCGAAGUCUCUGACCGCCCCGGCGAGCAUGAGCCCGGAGAACCAGAAUUUAAAUAUGUUGGGAAUAUGCAUGGGAACGAAGCUGUCGGAAGGGAGCUGCUCAUCUUCUUGGCUCAGUACCUGUGUAAUGAAUACCAGAAAGGAAACGAAACAAUUAUCAACUUGAUCCAUAGCACACGUAUCCAUAUCAUGCCGUCUUUGAACCCAGAUGGCUUUGAGAAGGCAGCAUCUCAGCCUGGUGAACUUAAGGACUGGUUUGUUGGUCGAAGUAAUGCUCAAGGGAUAGAUUUAAACCGAAAUUUCCCUGAUCUUGAUAGAAUUGUCUAUGUUAAUGAGAAAGAAGGUGGCCCAAACAACCACCUGCUGAAAAACAUGAAAAAAGCUGUUGACCAGAAUCCUAAGCUUGCUCCUGAAACGAAAAGUGUCAUUCACUGGAUUAUGGAUAUACCCUUUGUGCUCUCUGCCAAUCUUCAUGGAGGAGACCUUGUUGCAAAUUAUCCUUAUGAUGAAACUAGGAGUGGCAGUGCUCAUGAAUACAGCUCCUGCCCUGAUGAUGCUAUUUUUCAAAGCCUGGCUCGCAGUUAUUCUUCUUUUAAUCCUGCUAUGUCUGAUCCAAACAGACCACCGUGCCGUAAAAACGAUGAUGACAGCAGCUUUGUUGAUGGAACAACUAAUGGUGGUGCAUGGUAUAGUGUGCCAGGAGGAAUGCAGGAUUUCAAUUAUCUCAGCAGCAACUGUUUUGAAAUCACAGUGGAGCUUAGCUGUGAAAAAUUCCCACCUGAAGAGACUCUGAAGGGUUACUGGGAGGACAACAAGAACUCCCUUAUCAAUUACAUUGAGCAGAUUCACCGAGGAGUGAAGGGCUUUGUUAAAGAUCUUCAGGGCAAUCCAAUAGCAAAUGCUACAAUUUCUGUGGAAGGCAUAAGCCAUGACAUUACAUCAGCCAAGGAUGGUGAUUACUGGAGAUUGCUUGUGCCUGGAAAUUACAAACUUACAGCCUCAGCACCAGGCUAUCUAGCAAUAACUAAAAAAGUAGCUGUGCCCUUUAGCCCUGCGGUUGUGGUUGAUUUUAAACUGGAGUCAUUGUCUGAAAGAAAAGAAGAGGAGAAGGAAGAGUUGAUGGAAUGGUGGAAAAUGAUGUCGGAAACACUAAACUUUUAAAUUAAAAUCUUGGCUUUAUGGCUUUUAAUCUAUAUGUUGACUUAGUAUAAUGUACUGUGGACAGCCCCUAUAUCCUAGAUUUUGUGCACUUCACAAUAAUUAACUUUGAUUGUUUUCAGUAAUCUUUUGAUUAAUACAAUAAAUAACUACUAGCCUCCUAGCUAGAUAAUAAGUUAUUAACUUUCUUUCAUCUUGUUAUAGAGAAUUUACUCUUAUAUACAAAUCAGAGAAAAAUGAGUCAUUAUCUCUGCAGCCUAUACGAAAAUACAAUCAGUUGUGUAUCAUUUGCCAGUUUAGAAAAUGUAGGCUAACACUUGGUUUUAAAAAAGAAGUAUGCUGUAUCCAAUUCCCAAUUCUGCCAGAGAAAUUUGAGAGUGCAUAGUAGUAGACAGUGCUCUUCACUGAGUUCUAUAAUGGAUGUUCUUGAAAAGACUUAUAUAACAGUGUGUGGUGUAAUAAUGUUUUAUAAAGAUUAAAAUUCAGUAUAACACUUUGUAUGUCUCUGGUGUUGGAGCUAUUUCAAUAUGUAAGAAACAUAAGCUGACUUCAUUUUAGUAAGCAGCAGGAUUCUGUGUGAGCUCUUUUAUUAAAAAUGAUAUAGAAUGAUUUCAGGAAAUAGUAGAGCCUUAUUUCUUAAGCUAAUAAUGACAUUUCAAGGUCAGGUUUUAAUUUUUUCUCAUUAGUUUUUCAAUUUAAAAUUUUUGAAUGGGUGAAAAAAAGAGAACUUGUGCACCUUGCUAAUAUGAUCCUUGUGUUUGUUUUACAGCAAGAAAAUCAAUACUAUUUCAAGUUAUCUUUGUUUCAGUUAGAUAACUAUAUUUUGAACAAUCUACACGUGUCAGUGUAGAUAAUUAGUCAAAAGUUCUUGUUAGCUCACCAAGAGCUAACAAAACAUUACAGUUCAGACAAUGAACUGAAAGUCUGCUGAGGACAUGCAUUUAGUCUCAAAAGUAAAAAAUGGUUUCAUUUCAACUUUGUGUUUCUUCUGCUGGUUAGUUUUCUCUAAAACUAGAGCCAAGACAGAAAAAUGAAAUUUUCAAUAUGGUGGAAUUUCCAGAAAUACUUGAGUAUAAUAGAAAAAGUGUCUUUGUUUUUAAAAGAAACUUCUCCCUCUUGUUUGUUUGUUUGUUUGUUUAGCAUGAUUGAAAUAACUUUAGUAUUUUGCCUAAGAUGAGGGAAAUCUGCAGUCAGAGAACACACAUGAUCCAUAGUGGGUGAAAGUUUGGCACAAUUCUUUUGAAAUCAGUGCCAUCUGCUUGAAAACUUACACUUGGUGGUCUAUUAUAAUUCAGAAUCAGAUGUUUGAUACAGAUUUUCUUCCUCUAGGUGUGUUUUGAUGGGAUUAUUAUUUUAGUUGGGAGUUCAGUAUCACUCAGACCCAAUCAAAAAUGCACAUGUUCCCACUGUAAAUGAAAAAAUCACAUGUUCAGAUGUAGGAUCCAAGUUUACUUCCUUUGGUUAUGUAAAAAUACUGAAAUUACUGGUUUCUGAUAAUUUGACAUUCUUUAAUAAAAAUAGAACUUUACAGAAUCACAGAUUGGUAGGAUUUGAAAAGGGCCCCUGAGAAUCAUCUGCUAAAACAGUUUCUCUUAGGGCAGGUUGCACAGGAAUGCAUCCAGUGAGGUUUCAAAUGUCUCCAGAGGAGAUUCCACAGCUCCUCUGAACAGCCUGUUCUAGUGCUUCAUCACCCUCAAAGUAAAAAAGCUUCUUUCUUACAUUCAGAUUGGAACACAGGGCCCACUGCCCCUUCCUCUUUUUAAGUAAACAGGUUUAAAGUUUGGCAUUUGGUACACAUUGACAAAAUGAACAGCAAUAAAAAGGCAUAAACUUUCUGUAGCUCAUUUGGGAGGUAGAUAUUUAAUUCCAGACCAGGGGAACUUCACUUGCUGUAAGUCGUUAUACAGUAAUGAGCUUCAAAUCUCCAUUGUAAUGAGAACUCCUGUGGCAAAGAAUCCAAACUGGACCUAUCCUGAUAACAACUUGUUGGCUAGCUGUGCUCAAGAGCACACACAAAGGAUGCCUACUUACACCAUCUUGAAUGUUUAUGACAAUCUGAAAGGCUAAGACAUGUAGCACAAAACACACUCUGUGUCUGGAAGUAACAAUACUGUUUUCAGCUGAACCAGGUAACACCAAAGCAAGCAGUAAGAAAAUGAAUCACAGCAAGAGACUGCUGGCGUGUGGGCAAAUGGCUACUAGAGUGUUUCUGAUCUGCAAUCUAAUGUAAUAUGGCAAGUGUAUGUUUGUACAUAACACCCUGCUUUGUUCCUUCCAAACCCAGUAAUUUCAGUCCAAAUGGUAUGACUAUGUGGUGUGACACCUAUCAUGCAUCCAGUCUUCCUGUGUGGUGGAUUGUGUGGCAUAGUUAGCAGAGGCAUUACUUCAAAGCAAACUCAUAAGAAAUUUCUGCUCCGUACUUGUGUUAUGUGUGUGAGAGGUCCUCUGGUCUACUGUUCCAUGGCUUCGUGAUUAGUGGCGUUCCUUAAAUGACCUCUUCAUUUUGCUCUCGAUAACUGCUUGCUCUUACUGUGCUGAGAAAAGUGAUUAAAUGUUAGAACUGAGAACAGUGAUUAAAUGUUACAACACCAGUACCACUGCCACUGCUCUUGCUGUAGGUAAACAUCCUUAAGAACAGUGUAGCCAAGACUCUUAAUAAAUGAAUUCAUUAUGCAGCUUUCCUGGCUGAACUGAGCUGUGUUGUAGGACUGUAUAUGUUUAAAUGGAAGAUUAAAGUGUUGUGUGAUGCUGAACUUUUGGUUACAAAGGUACAUGCUGUACUGUUGUACAAUAAAUCUGCAGGUUUAUUUAAAAUGUAAAA